CACAGCUUUCUACUGAAAGCAUAGCUCAGUUGAGCUUGGUGGUUUUUUUUUUUUUUUUUUUUUUUUCCAUGUUUGGGAGGAAGGCUGCUCUUUUGGAAGUAGUUCCCAAGCCUGGCGUGCUCUCAGUUUCCCCAACCCAGGCUGAAUCUGUUGUUUACUCGCUAACAAUGUUUUUGAAAGCCAGCGUUUCCAGCCAGCAGUACCUUGGCUUCACUCUCAGCCAAGAGCGCGGGCUUUGGGGCGCCCAUCUGCCAGAGAUGGUGUGAGACCCAGUCAGUGGUUCCCCUUAACAAGUCUCUAACCUUGGGUAAGAGGCAGGUCCUGGGCUCCCCACCCUCUAGGAUUCCUCUCCCACUCAUUGGGGACGCCACCGCUGCUGCGGAGACUUAAGCAGUUUUGUGACUUUCUCCCACUUAAAUGGAAAUUUCUUGAUUUUCCCAGGCUUCUCUGUCAGGAGCCGCAUGGCAGCUCCCUCACCGCAAAGGAACCGCUCUGGAGUUUUACGCCCUCCCCACACCCCAUCCCUGGGGAUGGGAAGGAUGUUCCGUGACUCUCGGGUAUGCUGUCUAAGGCUAGGAUGGAAAGUCACAGCCUGCAGGCUGGAUUGAGUCGAGGGAAGCUGCCGGGUCCCUGCCUGUCAGUCUCCGGGUGUGUCCAUUGAAUUGCGGAGGACUGGUCCCCAGCGCGGGAACCCAAGCGCAACUACCCGAAGCGUCGCCCUGCUGGCUCGCUCAAAGGCUAGCCAGCACCUGGAGGGCAGGACUUAGUUGCUUCUGCCCACACCCAUUGCGGGAGGAUGGCAGGACCAACCGUGGCAUAGCGGCGGGAGAAAACCAGAGAACUGCUGGUCCAGUUUGUUCACGAGGCACAGGGCGGACUUCACUCUCCGGACAGCUCCAAGCCUCAGGAAGAACCCACCCAAACUCCAGCCCGGGAGACGGAAUUAGGAUCAGGCUGGUGUUCUGCCGGGGGGAGCAGGAUACGGACUAAGCCGACACCGGCUGGGUGUACACGCGUGGGAGCGUGCUUUGGGGGCACCCCGCAAGCCCCCGGACCGGCCCGCGGACCCUCGGGGAGGAGGGAGUGGCAGCCGGGGAACUAAAGGAGAUCAAGGGACACCUCUCAAAGUGACGCCCCCAACAGGUCCGGAUUUGGAAUUGGCAGGGGGGCAGAAAUCCGGACCUCCCGGGGCCUGCUCCGCACACCCCACCGCCCCCGCCCGAAGCCCGGGCACUGAGCUCGUCUGCCCCCAGGGGCGCCCCGUCGGUUGCGGGCUUCCUCCAGCCGACCUGCCCGUGCACAUGAGGCCCCUGCCCCCGCCGCAGGCGCCGGCGCCCCCCUUACGGUGCCGGUGGUGAUGCCAUGCCCCGCCACCACGCGGGAGGAGAGGAGGGCGGUGCCGCCGGGCUCUGGGUGAGGAGCGGCGCGGCAGCGGCGGCGGCGGGUGGGGGGCGCCCGGGCAGCGGCAUGAAGGAUGUGGAGUCCGGCCGUGGCAGGGUGCUGCUGAACUCGGCGGCCGCCAGGGGCGACGGCCUGCUGCUGCUCGGCACCCGCGCGGCGGCGCUCGGAGGAGGUGGCGGCGGCCUGAGAGAGAGCCGCCGGGGCAAGCAGGGGGCCCGGAUGAGCCUGCUGGGGAAGCCGCUCUCUUACACCAGCAGCCAGAGCUGUCGGCGCAACGUCAAGUACCGGCGGGUGCAGAACUAUCUGUACAACGUGCUGGAGAGACCCCGAGGCUGGGCGUUCGUCUACCACGCGUUCGUUUUUCUCCUUGUAUUUGGUUGCUUGAUAUUGUCAGUGUUUUCUACCAUCCCUGAGCACACAAAAUUAGCUUCAAGUUGCCUCUUAAUUCUGGAGUUCGUGAUGAUCGUUGUCUUUGGCUUGGAGUUCAUCAUUCGAAUCUGGUCUGCAGGUUGCUGUUGUCGUUAUAGAGGAUGGCAAGGAAGACUAAGGUUCGCUCGAAAGCCUUUCUGUGUAAUAGAUACCAUUGUUCUUAUCGCUUCCAUAGCUGUUGUUUCUGCAAAAACUCAGGGUAAUAUUUUUGCCACCUCGGCUCUCAGAAGUCUCCGGUUCCUGCAGAUCCUGCGUAUGGUGCGCAUGGACAGAAGGGGAGGCACUUGGAAGUUGCUGGGCUCAGUGGUUUAUGCUCACAGCAAGGAAUUAAUCACAGCUUGGUACAUAGGAUUUCUGGUUCUUAUCUUCUCAUCUUUUCUUGUCUAUCUGGUGGAAAAGGACGCCAAUAAAGAGUUCUCUACAUACGCGGAUGCUCUCUGGUGGGGCACAAUUACACUGACAACCAUUGGCUAUGGAGACAAAACGCCCCUAACUUGGCUGGGAAGAUUGCUCUCUGCAGGCUUCGCACUCCUUGGCAUUUCUUUCUUUGCACUUCCUGCUGGCAUUCUUGGCUCGGGUUUUGCAUUAAAAGUACAGGAGCAGCAUCGCCAGAAACAUUUUGAGAAAAGAAGGAACCCAGCUGCCAACCUCAUUCAGUGUGUUUGGCGUAGCUAUGCAGCUGAUGAGAAGUCUGUUUCCAUUGCAACCUGGAAGCCACAUCUGAAGGCCCUGCACACCUGCAGCCCUACCAAUCAGAAGCUGAGUUUCAAGGAGCGAGUGCGCAUGGCUAGCCCGAGGGGCCAGAGCAUUAAGAGCAGACAAGCCUCGGUAGGUGACAGGAGGUCCCCGAGCACUGACAUCACUGCUGAGGGCAGCCCCACCAAAGUGCAGAAGAGCUGGAGCUUCAACGACCGAACCCGCUUCCGGCCCUCGCUACGCCUCAAGAGUUCACAGCCCAAGCCAGUGAUAGACGCUGACACAGCCCUGGGCACUGACGAUGUAUAUGACGAGAAAGGAUGCCAGUGUGACGUGUCCGUGGAGGACCUCACCCCACCACUUAAGACUGUCAUUAGAGCUAUCAGAAUUAUGAAAUUUCACGUGGCCAAACGGAAGUUUAAGGAAACAUUGCGCCCAUAUGAUGUCAAAGAUGUCAUUGAACAAUAUUCUGCCGGUCAUCUGGACAUGCUGUGUAGGAUUAAAAGCCUUCAAACGCGUGUUGAUCAAAUUCUUGGAAAAGGGCAAAUCACCUCAGAUAAGAAGAGCCGAGAGAAAAUAACGGCAGAACACGAGACGACGGAUGACCUCAGCAUGCUCGGCCGGGUUGUCAAGGUGGAAAAGCAGGUCCAGUCCAUUGAAUCCAAGUUGGACUGUCUGCUGGAUAUCUACCAGCAGGUCCUCCGCAAAGGCUCCGCCUCAGCCCUCACUUUGGCCUCCUUCCAGAUCCCGCCUUUUGAAUGUGAACAGACGUCUGACUACCAGAGCCCGGUGGAUAGCAAAGACCUGUCCAGUUCCGCCCAAACCAGUGGCUGCUUGACGAGGUCAGCCAGUGCCAACAUCUCGAGAGGCCUGCAGUUCAUUUUAACGCCAAAUGAGUUCAGUGCUCAGACUUUCUACGCGCUUAGCCCUACUAUGCACAGCCAAGCAACACAGGUGCCAAUGAGCCAAAAUGACGGCUCCUCCCUGGCGGCCACCAAUAACAUUGCAAACCAAAUAAGCGCAGCCCCCAAGCCAGCAGCCCCAACAACUUUACAGAUCCCACCUCCUCUCCCAGCCAUCAAGCACCUGACCAGGCCGGAGACUCUGCACCCGAACCCCACUGGCUUACAAGAAAGUAUUUCCGACGUCACCACCUGCCUUGUUGCCUCCAAGGAAAACGUUCAGUUUGCACAGUCAAAUCUGACCAAGGACCGUUCCAUGCGGAAAAGUUUUGACAUGGGAGGAGAAACUUUGUUGUCUGUCCGUCCCAUGGUGCCCAAAGACUUGGGCAAAUCUUUGUCUGUACAAAACCUGAUCAGAUCGACAGAGGAACUGAACUUGCAAUUUUCGGGCAGUGAGUCCAGUGGCUCCAGAGGCAGCCAAGAUUUUUACCCCAAGUGGAGAGAAUCCAAAUUGUUUAUAACUGAUGAAGAACUGGGUGCCGAGGAGGCAGAAACAGACACUUUUGAUGCCACCCCGCAGCCUGCGGGGGAAGCUGCUUUUACAUCAGACUCUUUAAGGACUGGAAGGUCACGGUCAUCUCAGAACAUUUGUAAGACAGGAGACAGUACAGAUGCCCUCAGUUUGCCUCAUGUCAAACUGAACUAAAGUUCUUUGUUCCCUUUCUAGGCAUAGCUGUUCUUUUAGCCAUACAUAUCACUGCAUGAACUAUUCUGGAAGCCCUUCUAAAAAGUCGAAAUCGCAAGAAUCAGAAAGAACAUGAACGGCAAACUUAGAAGCCUGUUAUCUUUUAAUUGCAUGAAAAUGCAUGUUUAGGGAUGGCAGAAAUUCCAAGGUGCAUCGACAUUAACCCAUGCAUUUAGUAAUGUACCUUGAGUCUAAAAUCCCAAGCACACAGUCGCUGCUGAAGCUAUAGGGUGCGCGAAAAUGUCAGGAUUAGUUCCAUUGCAAGAGUUGAUACUCUGUUUUGAAAUUGGAGUAAACACCUUCAGAUUUCAGGCAUUUAUGCUUUAUGACUAGACACAAAGUUCAUUUUCAAAAUUAGGCCAUAAUGUAUGUGUAGACCCAAUGGCUAGCAACAGCUGCUAAUAACACAAGUAAAGCAGAAUUUGGAAUAUAAACAGAAACGACUGCUUAUUUCAAGAUAUCUUUGCCAACCCAUUCCUCCUCAGUCAUUUGAUUAACGUAAUUUGAAUGUCAAUCUGUGUGCUUUUGGUGACUUAGCUCUUUGGCAGACAAUUUUUUGCACAUUGUUUUCAUGUUGUCCUUUAUGACGGGAAUGUUGUCUGAUAAAAAAAAAAAAGAGCAGAUAAUGCCGUUCAGGGCCAGUGGGGCAGGAGAUUUGCUCUUCCCUUGACAUCUUCAAGUUUGUGAAAAAGGUCUCUGAUGGAGGAGUCAGCCCUGUAAAAAGCGCAAUCUCCUCACAAGCACAUGAACUACCAAUGGGUUUAACAGCUUUUACAGCUGCACUGGUCUCUCUGUGAGAACACAAUAGCAGGCUUGACCAUCCUGUCCACUCAAUGGCCAGUGUGACCAGCUAUUCCCAUUUUGUGGGCAUGCAGGUAGGACCUAGGGAAAAGGGUAUCUAUGUGAAGCAGAGGGAAGGAAGACUUGGAAAGACUACAAGCAUUCCCACAAGUGGGUGGCAUGCAAGGAAAUGAUGGCCCACCCGCAAAGGGCAGUGAGGAAAGAAGCCAAAAUGAAACAACUAGAUUUUUUUUUUUAGAAAAUAAAUAUUGCUAGGAAGUUCAACUACCUAAACAUCCCUUAUUCUUGUAUAACAGAGAAUUUUGCAAGCUAUUUAUUUUUACUAUUCCCUGAAUGUCUUUGCUAUUGUGUAGUAGUACAUUUUGCACAUGAAAGGCUAAAACUAAACUUCCUUUACUUUUUAUACUAUAGUGAACAUUUUUCUAUUCCUCCCAACAAUAUUAUCCCAAAUGUGAAAUGAUUGGCUCAGUUUCCAGGUUAUGAACAUAUAUCAUUACAAACCAGAUAGCACUGGAUGUGUCUGUAGAUCAGAACCCCUUAGUAAUAUAUUGCGAUGGCAAAGAAUCCAAUGAAAAAUAUGUCUUAAAAAUGUAUUUCUCAAAAGGCAAGCAAUACUGGCUGCUUGUUAGAAUUCAGCCCUGCACCUGUAAUCACAGCCCUGGGCAACGUGAGACGGGAGCAUGGGUUCAAGGCUAGCCUAGGUGAUACAGCAAAACUGUGUCUCAAAAACAGAGUGAGCGAGAACUCAAUCUUGGAUCAUCAGAAUAUUGUCCAAAGUAAUGACAUUCAAAGAAGCUGUUGAGAGCCUACCAUGUGUGUAUACCUGUGAUCCCGCUAUUUGGGAGGCAGAGGCAGGAGGUUCUGGAGUUCAAAGCUAGCCUUGGCUGUGUGAAGCCUGGUCUCCAAAAAAAAGGAAGGAAGGAAGGAAGGAAGGAAGGAAGGAAGGAAGGAAGGAAGGAAGGAAGGAAGGAAGGAAGGAAGGAAGGAAGGAAGGAAGGAAGGGAAAGAAGUCUAAGGGAAGUUGGUUAGGCUUGAAAUCCCGAAGGAUUCAUGAAAGAAGGCAUUUUUUUUUUCUUAACAACUAUUAUUGCUGGGGGAGGGGGAUUUUUUUCAGCAUCCAGGCCAAAUGAGCAGGAUCUAGGGAUUUCAAGUGGUUGCUCAAAGAAAGGAGACCUUCAAGUCCAGCAGCCCUUCCCAAACCUCUCCCCCAGCAGAAUGUUCUAGUUAGCGGUCAUCCUUAUUUUUCUGCCCCUUAACUGUUUGGUGAUCCUUCACCCCAGUUUGAUAUCAGACUUCACCAGGCCUUAACCAGCCUUCACCCUCAAGCAAACCAACUUCCUCUUCCUCGAGUGUGCUUCUCAACCUCAUUUUUUGACAGUGAAAAGUUAAGAAAGAAAGAAAGAAAGAAAGAAAGAAAGAAAGAAAGAAAGAAAGAAAGAAAGAAAGAAAGAAAGAAAGAAAGAAGAAAGAAACCUUCCUUAUGCCUGGUAUGGCUGUACACACCUUUAAUCCCAGGGCUGGGGAGGCAGAGGCAGGUAGAUCUUUUUGUUUGUUUUGGUUUUUUGAGACAGGAUUUCUCCGUAGCUUUGGAGCCUGUCCUGGAACUAGCUCUUUUAGACCAGGUUGGCCUUGAACUCACAGAGAUCCAUCCUGCCUCUGCCACCCAACUGCUGGGAUUAAAGGCAAGGCAGGUAGAUCUUUGUGCGUUCCAGCCAGCCUAUCUACAAAGUGUGUUCCAGGCCAGCAAGGGCUACGUAGAGAGAUCCUAUCUUAAGAAAACAAACAAAAGCUUUCUUGGAUUCCAAUACAGUCUCCUGGAGUAUAGCAUCCGGAUCUUGUGGCCCAGGAAAACACAAAUGAGAUAAAGUGUGAAUGUCUCACUCUAUUGAAAAAUGUUCAUCGAGCCUCUAAAGCUAUUCUCAUUUUCCAAACAGAAUGCUAGGCAGUUAUUAAUAUGAUUUUUCAUUUACCCAUGUCUUCAACCAACCCGAAGCAAUGAUGUACCCUCCGAAGGACACUUACACAUGCAUGUAUAUACAAAACACAUCCCUCCACUGAGCAAAAGCCAGAGCCUCCUGGUGGCACUCAACAAGGGUCACUCCAAAUAAUGGCUGAGGAAGAGAAAGGAGCAGACAGCUUCCAGACAGCACUGACACUGUCUCAGGUUGAACCCCACUGGCAGCAAGAAUUAUGAAUGUAUUGAGGACCCCUUCUUAGGCUUCCUCGGGUCUCAAACACAGUACAGUUCAUCGAACGUAGCUGAAGACUGACGAGUCAGAGACAAAGCCAAAACACAUCACUGCAGUCUUAAGCAAAAUGUGAAAAACUGCAUGGUGAAAAAUGUUUGUACGUUGAAGCCAUGACCAUUUGGUGUCUGUUUCAUUCUAGCACAGAAACUCUUGGACAUUGCAAAACAGGUUUCUUGGCAUGUAAACAUCAGGGUAAUGUCUAUUAUGCCAUUCUCUGGGGGGGAGGGGAUUGGGGGAGGGGGCUCUCCCAGUUACACUUAGCAGGGAUCCAUUGCUCCAUCCAAGGAUAUCUGGGAGCUGCGCCACCAACGCCCGGCGGGGAGCGCAGUUCAAAUGAGCACACUGAGUAGCCAUGUGCUCUCUCAGAUCAAGCCUGUCUGCCUUCUGCAGUGCAUAGGGUUGGUUACGCUAAUACAUACAGCAGUCAUCCCUUGUAGGAGGUUAACUAAAAAAAAGGUUGCCAUGUCUACUCUAAAUGUUUGCAUUUUGUUCAAGCAAGUUAAUAUCUGGAGAUGGCAAGUUCAUUUAAAUUAAGAUGCUUUGCUGGGUUUUCUGAUUCUAUAAUAAUUUCUGGUUCUUAGGUGCCUUUCUGACCUCCCGUUGACUCGGUUUUGUCUGGAAGGGUCUUAAUCUGAAAGUCAAACAAGUCUAAUAGAGGAAUCAAGGCACAGACUAACUAAAUAUCAUACCAUUUCCAGAGCAAAACCAUAAAGAAUGAUGAAACCCAGGCAAACUGAUCAUUCAAUCAGAUCAAGGAAAUAUCAUAAAUGCUAAUUUCCCAGAACCUGAUUUUUUUUUUGCCUUAAAUGACAUGGUUGUGUUUUUGUUAGGAAAUUUAAUUUAAUAUAAUUAUGUGCAUUUAAGUGAGCAGUUCUAAAAGUCAUGUAGGAAAACAAUAUAAUUGUCUGUUUCCUGAAAACAGCUAAAUCAGAAAUACCAUACCCAUUUCAAGCUAUCGUUAAAAUGUAAUUUCCUUUGCUCUCUUUUACUGAGAUAUUUGUUUUAAAGUAAAAUAUU
Molecule: messenger RNA, 8240 nt
Organism: Alexandromys fortis (reed vole)
Lineage: Eukaryota; Metazoa; Chordata; Mammalia; Rodentia; Cricetidae
Gene: Kcnq5
Product: potassium voltage-gated channel subfamily Q member 5
Exons: 13
Coding region: 1363-4134 (923 amino acids)
Biological process (GO): potassium ion transmembrane transport
Cellular component (GO): voltage-gated potassium channel complex; membrane
Molecular function (GO): voltage-gated potassium channel activity
Source: RefSeq, a predicted model, not a curated record